Messenger RNA from Daktulosphaira vitifoliae (grape phylloxera), 1709 nucleotides. RefSeq lists its product as uncharacterized. The record is from RefSeq and is a predicted model, not a curated record. The transcript is spliced from 7 exons. The coding region runs from base 66 to 1511 and encodes 481 amino acids. NCBI's taxonomy places the organism in Eukaryota, Metazoa, Arthropoda, Insecta, Hemiptera, Phylloxeridae.
AUCAUAGAUUGUUUGUUGACAACUUAAUACUUAUUUCAAUAAACUAUUUGAAAUAUUUAAAACAAAUGUAUUUAUCUGACAUUUUUGUUUUAAAAUUAAUUGUUAAACUAAUUAUUCUUGGAUGUUUAAUAAACAAAACAUUUUCCAUAACAAAAUCUAGAUGGAAUGACAUUAAAAAAGAAACUAAAAAUAUAUUAGAAAAAAAUUGGAAACAACCACGCGGUAUAACUCAAGUAGGGCCAAAACCAGGAUCUUAUUUGGAUUAUCCUGGAUUUGAUCAGGCUAAAUUAGAACAGAACAGAAUACUUUGGGAUUUGUAUUAUAAAUGUCUGAAUGACCAAAGUUUCCAUACAAAUAGUAAACAUGUAUUUGCAGCCAAGGUUAUUAAAACAUUUAAAAGUUUUUCACUGAAAUUAGAAUGUGAACUUUGUAUUUCUCCUAAAGGACUUACUAACAAAAAUGUAUGGUUUUAUUCAAUACUUGAAAAAAAUAGAAGUUUAAGAUUACUAAAAGAAAAUGAUUACUAUAGAAUUUCACCAAUUGACUUAUCAUUAACUAUAAUUAAUAUUGAUGAAUCUAAAAGUGGUUUUUAUCAAUGCAUAAUUUCCAGUUCUGAAUCUAGACCAUUUAUUAUUGAAUUAUUCAACGAGGAUAUUGAACCAUUUCUUGAGACAAAUAUCACUAAGAUCAAUACAAAGAUAAGUGAUACAAAAAUAUUAAUUGAUUUGAGAUUAAAAAUGUGGACAGAAUGGACAGAAUGGACAACAUGUAGCACAUGUGAUGAAAUAGGGAUUAGAACUAAGUUUGGGUUUUGUUUAAUUGAUUCAAUUACACCAAAAAUUAAUACAAAUGAAAAUAUGUUUAAUAAAACAAAUGAUGAACAUUUGGAGAAUUUAUUGAAUGCAUUUGAUACUGGGUUGCCAUGUCAUAGCAAUCUUUUGAAUCCAAAUAUUUUUAAUGGAAUUAAAAAUAAUCCAAUAAAAGUUGUAACAGAAUAUUGUAGGAUUCAAUGUCAUAAUGAUGAAGUAUUUGAAAUAUUGGAUCCCCAAGGAAAUAUUAUUGAUAAAGUGAAUAAUUCUGCAGGUAUUUAUUCUUCACAACAAAUAAUACCUGAAUUACCACCAAAAACUGAGAAAAUUUUAAUAAUCACUCAUUUAAAUCAAAAUUUUAACAUUACAUGUCCAGGAAAUUUGAAUACAGAUGCACCUUAUGUAUGGAAAUUAAACAAUAAAACAAUUUUACCAUUGAUUUCUAAAAGUGCUGAAGAUCAUAUAUAUACAGACAUAUUACACAGAUUAAUUAUUCAAAAUAUAACUAAGAAAGAUGAGACUAUUUUCACAUGUUGGCAACUUAAUUACUUAGCUGGGAUUGUCAGAGUGAAAAUCAUAAAAGAAUUUAAAUUAAGUAUUCAAGAAGAUAUGUACUUAUUGUAUGGAGCUAUUCCAAUUAUUGGAUUAUUUCUAUGGGUUGGAUUUAAAGUAUUUUUUGAUAAAGAUGCAGCAUAUUAUUAGUCAAUUUUUUUCAUGAAUAAAUAAUUCCAAAUAUUUGCAGCUAUAAAUAUAUACAUAUAUAAUUUAGCAUUUGGUAUGAUUGUUAUUUUGAGUUUUAAAAUGUAUAAAUGAAAUUAUAAUUAUAAGGACUCAAUAACAUUUAUAACAAAGGUAUGAUUAGAUAAUAUAAAGAUAAAAAAUUAUAUUAUCUUACUGCAA